This is a messenger RNA of Anoplopoma fimbria (sablefish), 2410 nucleotides long. Its product is annotated as brain-specific angiogenesis inhibitor 1-associated protein 2-like protein 1. The record is from RefSeq and is a predicted model, not a curated record. Gene Ontology annotation, cellular component: nucleoplasm; cytosol. Lineage: Eukaryota; Metazoa; Chordata; Actinopteri; Perciformes; Anoplopomatidae. Bases 40 to 1572 code for a protein of 510 amino acids. The transcript has 14 exons. Gene Ontology annotation, biological process: actin filament bundle assembly; plasma membrane organization; actin crosslink formation. Gene Ontology annotation, molecular function: protein binding.
UUUUAUUUAUUAAUCGGGUGUUUUCUAGAGGAUCUAAACAUGUCGAGGAACGCGGAGGAGGUGAGCAAGCUGACUGAAAGUACAUACAAGAGUGUGAUGGACCAGUUCAACCCAGGACUGAGGAAUCUGGUCAACCUGGGCAAGAACUAUGAAAAAGCUGUGGCUGCAAUGAUCCUGGCGGGAAAGUUGUAUUUUGAUGCAAUGUCUAAGAUUGGGGAGAAUGCUGCAGUGUCUCCUGUCUCCAGAGAAUUAGGUGUAGUGCUGACGGACAUCUCAGAGGUCCACAGGAAGGUUCAUCUUGAGCUGGAAGAAACUUUUAAAAGGUUCCACAGGGAGAUAAUAUCCGAGCUGGAGAGAAAGACUGACAUGGAUGUCAAAUACAUGACAGCCACGUUUAAGAGGUACCAGAUAGAGCACAAGAUGAAGCAGGACUCACUGGAGAGAUCACAGUCAGACCUGAAGAAGCUGAGGAGGAAGAGCCAAGGCAAGAACGCCAACAAGUACGAGAACAAGGAGAGCGAGUGCCUGGAAACGUUGACCAGUCGUCAGAUGGACAUGCAGCUGUUCAUCGCAGACGGCUGUAAGGAGGCUCUGCUGGAGGAGAAGAGACGCUUCUGUUUCCUGGUGGACAAACACUGCAUGUUCUCCUACCAGUUCGCCUCCUUCCACGAGAAGGCCAGGGACAUGCUGACGGCAAAGCUUAACAGCUGGCAGGACCAGUGCAACGACGCCUCCGACAUGCCCGACGGCGUCCUGACCAUGAUCGAGGGACUGCGCACGGCCGUCACCAUCACACCCCUGCCCUCUCCCUCCCCGUCACGGCACAGUAUGCAGAACAUGACCACUCCUCCGGCCCCCCCUCUGAAGGCUCAGACCAGUCCUCUGGCAAACAUGUUCACCCAGCAGAACGACAUUACCACUGUAACCAGCAUGACCAACAACAGCAUAGACAACGGGAGCAGCGAGGAGAACAACCUUGCCAGGUGUGUGUCCGUCGCCACGGGCCUCAACAACAUAGUGAAGAGGCAGCGGGUGCGCACCAUCUUCCCCCACACUGCCGGCAACAACAACACACUGCUGAGCUUCGACGAGGGAGACGUCAUCGCCCUGCUCAUCCCCGACGAGAGAGACGGGUGGAUGUACGGCGAGCUGGAGAAGAAUGGAAAGAGGGGCUGGUUCCCUUCAUCUUACUGCCGUGCUCUCUCCGAGCCUCUCGCGAAUAACAACAGUGUGUCCGCGGCCCCGUACCGCAGUAGAAGUGUGGUCAACCUCCACCAUCAGGACACGGAGACGGACGAGGCGACCAUGGUGCUCCCCCCGGAGGACUACUCUGACAUCCAGCAGCGCAACGCCAUCAAGAACAACACCGUCACCGUCACCACCAACAACAACCACCAGCACUCCCCGACGCCCUCCGCGGCCUCCUCCUCCUCCUCGUCUGAUCACCACACGGCGGCGCAGCCCAACGGCACCUCAAGACCCGGACCUGCUUACCUCGCGGGAGGGAACCCAUUCUCCACAGUCCGGCUACGUCCAACCCUCACCAACGACCGCUCGGCUCCGGUCAUCUGAUCGGUGCACAUUUAACGCACAACCCACAACUUCUUGUCAACCCUUCCUGUGUCAUCUACCGGAGAAGUGCAGCUCUGCCCUGCUUUUACUGUCCAGCAGCGUCUACUGAUCUGGAAUCAGACAGAACUUGGCCACUUGGCACUGAGACAUAAAAAAAAAAAAUGCCAUUUAAAUCUUGGAUCCACUCUCUGCUCCAAACUCUCCCAUGGAAGUAUUUUGGGACCGUUUUAUUUUACAAAACAGAUGUUCACAUAUUUAAGAUAUAUAUAUAUAUAUUUUCUAUUUUGUCCCUCUGUUUGUGGUGUUGAUGUUUAAAGGACCACAUUCUUGUCUGCACUUGAGAAAUGGAUGAAUGAAAACGGUCAAAGGAAAUACUGCAACGUAUCUAUGCUGUUGAUGUGGCUUGUUCGUCAUCAAAAAGACUGUUAGAAAUGGUUUUCUGUUGCCAUAGGACAGUAAAAGAACGUACUUUAGAGGACCUCUGCAUUUCCCCUUCAGGUCCUUGUUAAAAUGUUACAUCUUAGUGUCGAUGCUGUGAUGUCGACUGCUGCCGCGAGGGGAGAAAAAUCACUUCAAAGAGAUGCCUCUAAAAAUCUCUAGUCCCUCUUGUAUAUAAAACUGUACAACAGAUGCUAUAAAUAUCGUCCUUUGCCAUCUAGACAGGACUUUUGCCUUAAUGACACAUACAUAACUACUGUCAAAAAAUAUCAUUUACCUGUGGUGUUCUUCACAUCAUCUUCACAUUAGCAGUGCAGUCAUUUCUGCUUUAAUCAUUGCACAUGGCAUUUUAAGACCAACGUCUGUAGACUUGUUUUUGGCCGACAUUACAACCUUAAAA